AUGAUAACGAAGGCAGUAGAAGCUAGUGGAACAGUUACUAUUACAACUGUAACCCAGCAACUAUUUCGAACAAAGAUGGAUUUUAAUGAAUGUUUCAUUCAUCCAAAGUCAUUCUCUUUAGACCCUAACAUUUAUACAGAACUUGUAGAACAUUAUACAAACGAGGCUUUAUGUUUUCCUGUUAAAGUUAUGGAUUGGAUUCCUAUGGACGGUUCAUUCUCAAAGAAUACAGAUAGUUCAAGUGCAACAUUUACAGCAGCUUAUACGCCUAUUAAUGUUAAAAGUAUUUGGGCACUAUUUAGAAAGAAAGACAACUAUUAUGUUAAUUUUGAGAACCCUAAGUUUAAAUAUCUUCAGCUUUCCAUGGGAGCUUAUGGAAAUAUGCCUGCAGAACCUGAAAAAUCAUAUGGACCUGUAUUUUAUGAAAUGGUUGCGAACGCCUGCAAUACAAACAAUGAUAUGAUAGGAUUUAAUGAAGAUGUUAUGAGGUCAUUGGUGAUGAUGAGUGUGGAACAUAAAUGGGAUAGCUAUGACAACACACAUUUCUUAUGUGGUUUUCCAACAGAAGUGGACUUUUGCUUCCAGCAAGGUCAAACAUCUACUGCUCCAAUAACAUACAAAUUGUCUGUUAAAGGACCUAUUGAACUAGCAACUGAAAAUGUACCAAAGCCACUUAUUGGAUUUAUGAGGGAUUGCUGCUUUGCCAUUCAGGUAAGACAGUCAGGCAUCCCCAUAAUAAGAUUAGAUGACUAUAACUUAGCCACGGACGACAGUGAGGAAUAA
Molecule: messenger RNA, 783 nt
Organism: Trichomonas vaginalis G3
Lineage: Eukaryota; Parabasalia; Trichomonadida; Trichomonadidae
Exons: 1
Coding region: 1-783 (260 amino acids)
Source: RefSeq, a predicted model, not a curated record